Acanthoscelides obtectus is the source of this 1563-nucleotide messenger RNA. The record is from the annotation of a GenBank genome assembly. Lineage: Eukaryota; Metazoa; Arthropoda; Insecta; Coleoptera; Chrysomelidae.
UGACACAAUCGAAGACAUGGGCGCCCCCAGGGGGGGGCCAGGGGGGGCCGCGGCCCCCCCUGAGAUUCUGAUUAUUUGGUAUGGUUUUUUUAUAUUUACUAUCUACAUAAAAAACAAUUUUAGGAUAAAAAUAUUAGAAAUAAACUUGUAGCAGAGCAACGUGUAUUGUAUUCAUAAACAGACGCUAACAGACUAGGGCUAAUUUCGCCUUUUUUUGUUCUGGAUUUUUUUAAAUCUGGAUUGACGCAUUUUGACAAAAAUCCGCGAAAUUCGCGCUAGUGUGAAUGAUGCCUAACCCUGGCGCUUGUGCAAUAGGAAGUCACGUUAAGGUGCGUAUACAUAUGCGAGCCGAGCGGUUCGCGAGCCGCUUGUGAGCCGCUCGAUGGUGGUUCGUUGAAAGAUUCAGCGCACCAAACGCAAACAAACAUCGCAGUCGACAAAUGCAGUAUGGCUUCGCGAAACGAAAAUUAUACUAUUUUGCUGGGUGCUGCAGUUUUAGUAAUGGCUGAUGUAAAUAAAAAAAAGAGAAAACAACGACGUUGGUGGUGUACUAAUUUAUUCAAGAAACACAGUGGUACGGGAAUUUUAAUGGACCUAAAGUCGCAAGAAAUAAGCGGACAGUAUAAAAAUUUCACUCGAAUGACACCUACUGACUUUGAGAAUCUGUUGCAAAGGAUUGGACCCCAUAUUUCAAAACAGGAGACUUAUUUUCGUACUCCAAUCUCUGCCCAAGAUAGAAAAAAAUGGACAUUCGCAAUUUUUUUAAAAGAAAAAUUACAACCACCGAAGAAACCACUAAUCCGUCUAAAAAAAUGGGACUUCAACCAGUACAUCAAGAUAGACGCUGGUGACCAAACUUUGGGCAACCACCUGUUUACCGCUGCUGGUAAUUCUAAAUAUACAUCACACAGAAUUCAAAAUGAAAUAAUUUCAUUAGCCGGAGAAGUACUGUUAAGAAGCGUAGUAGAAGAAGCAAAUUCUUCUAAAUAUUUUAGUGUCUUGGCUGAUGAGACUGCCGACAUUGCCGGACACGAGCAGCUAUCUAUUGGCAUACGAUAUGUAUUUGAACAAAAUGAUAAGUUUACCCUGAAAGAAGAGUUUCUUGGAUUUGUCAAGUUGGACCGACUAAACGCUGAUAGCAUCGCAUCUUCAAUUUUGCAGUUUUUAGAAAAAUCGGGCUUAAGUCUUGACAAACUUAGACUGAAAAAUGAAUUGCAGCUGAUCUAUAGCGAUGAUCAAUAUCAAAAUAUGGAACCCCGCUUAUUAAAGGAAUCGCUAUUUGAGAAUCGCAGUAUCUUCAAGGAGGCAUAUAAGCUUUUGUGUUUAAUACUGACCAUUCCAUCAACAAGUGUUUCGACAGAACGCAGUUUUUCAUGCCUUAAGCGAAUCAAAAGUUAUCUACGAAGUACUAUGUCGGAAGAUCGGUUGACGAACUUGGCAAAAAUAUCGAUCGAAAAAGAAUUAUUAAAUGAACUGAUAGUGUCACAGCCGUUUUACGAUGACGUUAUAAAUAAGUUUGCUAAUUUGAAGGACCGACGAAUUGCUCUCAUAUAUAAACAAUGA